Messenger RNA from Ostertagia ostertagi, 1068 nucleotides. The record is from the annotation of a GenBank genome assembly. NCBI's taxonomy places the organism in Eukaryota, Metazoa, Nematoda, Chromadorea, Rhabditida, Trichostrongylidae.
ACAGUCGAAGAGUUUUGUCCACGCGCCAUUUACACAUCAGGCAAAGCUUCUUCUGCUGCUGGUUUGACAGCUGCUGUUGUCAAAGAUGAAGAAUCGUUCGAGUUUGUGAUCGAAGCAGGUGCUUUGAUGUUGGCUGACAAUGGGGUUUGCUGUAUUGAUGAGUUCGAUAAGAUGGACCUGAAAGAUCAGGUGGCUAUUCACGAGGCUAUGGAACAGCAAACUAUCAGCAUAACUAAAGCCGGUGUGAAAGCGACACUCAAUGCGCGAGCUUCUAUUCUGGCUGCCGCAAAUCCAGUAGGAGGCAGAUACGAUCGCUCACGUCCUUUGAAGCACAACGUUCAACUAUCAGCACCGAUUAUGAGCAGAUUCGAUCUGUUUUUCGUUCUGAUCGAUGAGUGUAACGAGGUAGUCGAUUACGCUGUAGCUCGUCGUAUUCUCGAUAACCAUCGCGCUAUUUCUAAUCAUUGCCCGCGCGAGACAAAGUAUUCUCUUGAGGAUAUUCAGAAAUAUAUAACAUUCGCGAAGUGCUUCAAACCUCAGAUUAGCCCUGAAGCAGCCGAGGCAUUGGUUACGUCAUAUAAGCGUCUUCGCAUGAAUGACAGUAACAAUGCAGCAACGUCAUCGUGGAGAAUCACUGUGCGUCAGCUUGAAUCCCUCAUACGGCUCUCAGAAGCUUUGGCUCGUUUGCAUUGUGCUGCGCAGGUCAGUGUGGAACAUGUGAAUCAAGCUACGAAACUGCUGAGCAAGUCGAUAGUGAGAGUUGAACAACCGGAUAUUGCUCUCGAUGACGAUUUUGAUACUGAUACAAUAAUGGAAGUAGACGAAGAUAAGGAAAAUGCAGAAGCCACUAUGGAAACAGGAGAUGCCGAAGAAAAGCGGGCAAAGGUUGAUCAUGCUAAGCUGAAGAUCACAUUCGAAAAAUACAAACACCUUGCCGACAUGCUGGUACUCCAUAUGCGCUCCGAUGAGGAAGCGGUGGAUGAGGAAGACUAUGAAGGGGUACGGCAGGAUUCUCUGAUUGACUGGUACGUUCUCACUUCGAAGUUCAUUUCUACGGGGUUUUGUGGU